Molecule: messenger RNA, 4604 nt
Organism: Galleria mellonella (greater wax moth)
Lineage: Eukaryota; Metazoa; Arthropoda; Insecta; Lepidoptera; Pyralidae
Gene: Gcn5
Product: histone acetyltransferase KAT2A
Exons: 20
Coding region: 166-2619 (817 amino acids)
Biological process (GO): positive regulation of transcription by RNA polymerase II; chromatin remodeling
Cellular component (GO): histone acetyltransferase complex; nucleus
Molecular function (GO): histone H3 acetyltransferase activity; protein binding
Source: RefSeq, a predicted model, not a curated record
GACGCUCUAUAUUUUAUCUGUUUUACAGUUGUGGCAUUUUUAUAAAAAAAAUUGUCAUGAAUAUAAUAAAUAUGUUGUGCUAAUGUAUUUUUAAAAAGUUCCGAACUUAAUUAUAAUUACUAUAAACUGUUACGGCAACUAAAUAAAUACUAUAUUUGCCGUGAGAUGAGUGAAGAUAUAAAUGAUAUCACUAUGACAAGUAACGAAGCUGAUUCGUCCCAAACGCACGGUCAUGAAGCCACAUCCAGUGCCAACACUGAUGAGGCAGGAUCCAGCAGUGCCACAACCCCCACUGGUACUGAGGGCCAGGCAUCGAGACAGUCUAAUUUACAGCGCAUACAGCAACGCAAGCAACAAGUAUUCAACUGGCCACACAACAAAAAACUUCUUAAACUAGCUAUAUACUCUGCUUGCCAGACACCCGACUGUACCUGCAAUGGAUGGAAGACGCCUGUACCCCAGCAGGCAAUCAAAGGAAAUGCACGAGCAGACAACCAACCUCUAGCCACCUUCAACGACCCAUGCCGUCACUGUGGUCACAUAUUGGAAAAUCAUGUAACACAACUGCAAGGUCUAUCGGUCAAUGAAGUGAAUAGACUGCUGGGGGCAGUUGUCGACGUGGAAAACAUUUUCAUGUCAAUGCACAGAGAAGACGAUCAUGAUACUAAAAGAGUUUACUAUUACCUGUUUAAGCUUCUACGGAAAUGUAUCCUGACCCGCAGUCAGCCUCGUAUCGAGGGUCCACUAGGCCAGCCGCCAUUCGAGCGACCCUCGAUCGCGAAGGCCAUCACCAACUUCGUAUUGUAUAAGUUCCAAGCACUACCGCAACGUGAAUGGCAAACCAUGUAUGAUCUAGCAAAAAUGUUCCUACAUUGUUUUAACCACUGGAAUUUCGAGACUCCGAGUGUAAGGAAAUUGCAAGUCUCUAAUCCAGAGGAUAUAUCUGCAUAUCAAAUUAAUUACACAAGAUGGCUGGUGUUCUGCCACGUGCCAGCGUUCUGUGACUCCCUACCUCACUAUGAAACCUCCCUCGUGUUCGGGCGGACUCUCCUCCGAGCGGUCUUCAAGUCUGUCUGCAGGCAGCUCAUGGACAAGUGUCACUCUGAACGGGAUCGGAUGCCACCAGAGAAACGAGUACUGGUUCUCACACAUUUCCCCCGCUUCCUGGCGUUGCUCGAAGACGAAAUCUUCAGCGCCAACUCGCCAAUCUGGGACCCAGACUACAAACAAGUGCCGCCCACUCACCUUCAAGCCAUAUUAGAGAACAAAGGAACUGGUCGGCGUGGGGAAUUUGAGCGCGUAACGGCCAGUGGCGAUAGCAAAGAUGGCUUCACCACCGUGUCUUUGUCAUCAGGUACAGUAAAACAAGAAGGAGGACUGAAACGCGGCGCCGACGGUCGAUCGGAAGAUGGCGCUGUGAACGCCAAGCGGCGGCGCGGCGAAGUUAUCGGGGAUGACGUGGGGGAUCGCACAGUGGCCGACAUUGUCGCCACCAUCAACGAUCCCAACUACAUGUGCGGACCUGAUGCACUAUUUCAAAUGCAAGCGCCGCGCGACGAAGCGGCCAAGUCCGAGGAACAACGGAAGUUAAUUGAAUUUCACGUUAUAGGCAACUCCCUAACUGGACCUGUCAACAAACAGACCAUGCUGUGGCUUAUAGGUCUCCAUAAUGUUUUCUCGCAUCAGUUACCUGAAAUGACAAAAGAGUAUAUAUCGCAGUUGGUUUUUGACCCUAAACACAAAACAUUGGCGCUGAUUAAAGAGGGCAGACCAAUAGGUGGCAUCUGUUUCAGAACAUUCCGAGCACAGGGCUUCAGCGAGAUAGUAUUCUGUGCGGUGACGUCCAAUGAACAAGUUAAGGGCUACGGCACACACCUCAUGAACCAUCUGAAGGACUACCACAUACGGACCAAUAUACUGCACUUCCUUACGUUCGCUGAUGAAUUUGCUAUAGGAUACUUUAAGAAACAGGGCUUUAGUAAAGAUAUCAAGUUGCCGCGUGCAAUGUAUCAAGGCUACAUAAAGGACUACGAGGGUGCUACGCUCAUGCACUGUGAACUGAACCCACGAAUAGUAUAUACGCAGUUCACCACCGUCAUACGAAAGCAGAAGGAGAUCGUAAAGAAGCUAAUUGACAUAAGACAGAAGGAGGUCAGAAAAAUACACCCUGGAUUGACGUGCUUUAAAGAAGGAGUACGCAGUAUUCCUAUAGAAAGCAUCCCGGGGCUGCGCGAGACGGGCUGGCGCUCGAGCGGCGGUGUCGCGGGCUCGGGCCGCGCCCUCGAGCCCGACGCGGAGCCCGACCUCGCCGCACUGCGAAAUGUGCUUCAAGCAGUUAAAAAUCACGCAGCAGCUUGGCCGUUCCUGAAACCAGUUGAUAAGACCGAGGUACCGGAUUACUAUGAUCACAUUAAAUUCCCAAUGGACCUCCGCACGAUGGGUGAGCGCCUCAAGGCACGCUACUACGUGUCCAAGCGGCUGUUCAUCGCCGACAUGACGCGUAUAUUCACCAACUGUCGACUGUACAACUCACCAGAUACAGAUUAUUACAGGUGCGCGAACGGCCUAGAGAAGUACUUCCAAUCGAAAAUGAAAGAGGUGGGCCUGUGGGACAAAUGAUGCGAGUUCAAUUUCGACACGUUCUUCAUCCGCGAGCUCGUGGUCGCCGUCGGUGGACCGUCUCAUUGAUAUGGAAACCACGUGUUGGAACUAGAUAACUAGCUAAAGCCUAAUUAGAACUGAUUUAACCCUCUUAUUCAUAAAAACUAAAAAAAAUCAACAAUUUCAACAAUAGCUAAAAAAUUGAUUAAACGAUCGAUGUUUUUAUGAAUAAUGGCGUUAGUGUGCAGUCAAGCGAUUAAGUAAAAAUAAAAAGUAUUGCUGUUCAGGCACGCUUAGCUGCUUCUCUAAACAACUUCAAAGUGGAUGAGGGCAUACAGUAUGUUAAUUAACGUAAUCUGUUCCUUAAUAGUGGUGUUAGUAUUCAUUAAUAGCGAUUAAAAAAAAUUACCAAAAUAUAAAUUGAAAUUCUCGAAAAUAAUAUGUAUCUGUAUAAACAGCACCAUUUAAUAAUAGUUGUGUAAAAAAUUGUACUGUAUAGCGCUGUUGGUACUGAUACAGUUGUACUUUUGUUUUUGUAUUUGUUGGUACAAAAAUUAUUGUUCUAAGAAAAAAUCAUUUUUUUUUAAACCCUAUUCAAGUUUACUGACACCAGUUUUAAGAAAUGAGAUAUUUUAAUUGACAUACUGUAUGUAAAGGAUUGUUUGAGCGUGUUUUUUUUUUAUAUUUCUAAGCUGAUUUUCGUAAUUCUUUGUUUAAUUGAAAGGACUUACUUUAAGUAUGGUCCCAAUUAAAUAUAAAUAAAAAUUAAGACUGUUUUUUAUGUAAAAAAAAUAUAAAUUUAUGUGAAUAUGUGGUUGUAAUGAGCGGUAGGUACUGUAAAAAUGCGUAAAAAUACGUUACCUUUUCGCUGUGUCCAGACUCAUAAGUAUUGUAUCCUAACAAAUCAUAAAUGGUAUUGUACUAGUGUUUGUUCAUUAUAUCCCAAAUAGUAUAUUUAUGCUAGAUUUCAUGUUGAUUGAUUGAGUCCUAAAAGCUUGAAGAGGUAAUAAACACUUUUUUAGUAUUAGUAAGUAAGUAAGUAGUGGCUGUGUAGUCCCAGCAUAGAAUAGUCCACCCCUUCCUUACCCGUGAGUGUCGUAGAGGCGACUAAGUGAGCUUAUGGUGGAGAGAUAAACAGCAGCGACCCUCUUAAAUCAUCUCCAUAGUCUAACUGCGCUUACAGUCAAAACCCUCCGAAGGAAGAGACUUAUGUUCAGCAGUGGACAGUUAAAGGCCGACAUGAUGAUUAGUAAAAAUUGUGUGCUCAAGUAUUAAAAUAAUACUUAAUCCAUAAUUCCAAUUAUAAAUUUAUAGUAAUAGUCACAUUGUAAAUAAGUCAUUUGUCGUUUACAUUAUAGAUGUAAAAAAAAAUUAUACUUUUUGCAUUCUAAAAAUCUAAUGCAAAAAGAUUAAAUCAAUGCUUCUCUUUUCAAAUAAUAAUCAUAAAUAUAUAUAGUAUUUUAUAAUAUUCCAGUAAUACUUAGUUAAAAUAUUUCAAAAUACUUUUUUUUUCUAUUUUUGCUUUCGUGUUUUUGUUGAUAUACAAGUGUAUGUAAAAAUAUAUAUACAAUCAACUGUAUAACAUACCUUAGAUUAUAUAGAUGGAGCUUCGAGUCUUAAUAACGGGUCAACUUUUUGUCAGCUGUCAAAUUAGCUGACUCCUUUUUUUUAUCAGUGUUCUGUAUUUACUUAUGCACAUAAUGUAUCUAUAUUUAAUUAUUUAAUAAAUGAAUUUUUGCGCAUUAAAAGAGUACAGAAUUUAUAAGACAAAAUAAAUAUAGAAGUUGUAAAAGAAUCACUCAUAACUAUUUAUCAUGCAAAAUUGUAUGAACAAGUUGACCCUCUUUUCUCGAAGCCUUUGUAUGAAGACAAUCUAUAUAGUCUUAGCUAAUUACAUAUUAUGGGUAAUGAAUAUUGGAUAAAAUAAUUAACGAUUUUAUAUUUGUUGUAUAUGGUAAGAAUUAUGCAAUUUUGGAGGUUAAAUAAACGAUUUUUAUUUUAAA